Bactrocera oleae (olive fruit fly) is the source of this 2536-nucleotide messenger RNA. RefSeq names its product cytochrome P450 CYP12A2. Lineage: Eukaryota; Metazoa; Arthropoda; Insecta; Diptera; Tephritidae. The record is from RefSeq and is a predicted model, not a curated record. Gene Ontology annotation, molecular function: heme binding; oxidoreductase activity, acting on paired donors, with incorporation or reduction of molecular oxygen; monooxygenase activity.
GUACAUUUCUUACAGCAUAAAAUGGUCUAAAAAUAAUUCGUGCCAAAUUUCGUGAAAGUAAACUCUGAGCCUUUGGCUAUGAAUAGGAGGAAUUCAUCGAAUUCUUUUUUAAUCGAUUUACUAAUCAGAAAAAGCUCCCACCUGAACUUUCAUAAUGCAAGGCGCGACGCAAUGCAUAAGUCACAAUAAAAUUUCAUGCUGAUUAGAAUAUUUGCACCAUUGAAUAGCGAAUUGGCGAGUCAGUAAGCUUACAAGUACAGUAGCGAUCAGUGCUACAUCUGUCUAGAAGAACGGGUUCGGAAGUAUCUACAAAUAAAAUUGUGUGAAAAUAAAAGUUUUUUUGUUAUUAUUUGAAGUUUGAUUAACUAAUAACAACAAAACACUUAAAAUGUUAUCGCGUCAUCUAAUCAAACACGAUGCAAUAGUAGGGUAUUCGUUGAGCUCAACGGUUUUAAGGGGGUAUGCAACAGCUAUGAAACAGAUGCAGGGAAAUGACACAGCGUCCACGCCGAACGAUUGGGAAAACGCGCGUCCAUAUUCAGAGCUGCAAGGACCAAGCAAGUAUGAAAUGAUUCGAGGAGUUUUACCAGGAGGAGUGUUCUAUAAGAAAACAUUUAUUGAAGGAAUGACCGGCAUGGCAAAAAAAUAUGGCGAUGUAUUCCGAAUUCCAGCCAUAUUCGGCAAACCCGAGAUGGUUUUGGAUUUUAAUCCAAAUGAUUAUCCAAUAAUAUUUCGAAAUGAAGGAAUUUGGCCAGAACGACGUUCUUUCGAAGCUUUCAUUUAUUAUCGUAAGGUGCAUAGAGAAGAUAUUUUUCGAGGCGUGACUGGACUAUUGACCACAACUGGCGAAGAAUGGGCAAAAAUACGUACCGCUGUUAAUCCUGUUCUAAUGCAACCCAAAAAUGCCAAACUUUACUUAAACACGUUAUUGGAAGUCAAUGACGAAUUUCUCGAAAGAAUACGUCACAUACGCGAUCCUUUGACACUCGAAGUUCCCGAUGACUUUCAAGAUGAUAUUAAUCGUCUCACUUUAGAGAGUGUGGUGGGUAUCGCACUAAAUACCCGUUUAGGCAUGAUACAUAACAACCGUGAUAAUCCGGAAAGUAAAAUAUUUUUGAAAGAAAUUCGCAAUUUAUUCGAAUUGUCGGAAAAGAUAGAAAUCAAGCCAUCCAUUUGGAAGAUAAUAAAAACACCGAAGUUCCAUCAACUGAUGAAAACAUUGGAUACGCUUACAGUGUUGUGCAACAAAUAUAUUGAUGAGGCGUUAAAACAAAUUGUAUUGGAUACUGAGGGAAAACUUACCUCAGAAGUCGAUAAGGAAAAAAGCGUUUUAGAAAAACUGUUACGUAUUGAUCGCAGAAUCGCUGUGGUUAUGGCUUUGGAUAUGAUAAUGGCUGGCGUCGAUACAACAAGCUCCACCUUAACGGGCAUAUUAUUUUGCAUUGCCAAAAAUCCGGAAAAACAACAGAAACUAUUCAAGGAAUUGAAAAAUAUUUUACCAAAUAAGGACUCCCGUUUGACUAUAGAUAAUAUGCAAAAUCUUCCAUAUCAUAUUGUAGAAACUUUGCACAAAUAAUUCCCUUGAAGAUUACCAGCUUAUGACCAAGAGCUGUCCAAAUCGAACUAUAGCUGUUUAAGCCCCUAGAUAUCGUAUAUGUGGACCCCAGUACCUAUAGUUGACUUUUUCCAAAAAUAUAUGUCAAUGUGUGAGACAUAUAAUUGAAAUUCAGAGAGAAUACUUCCCUGAUAAUAGUAUGUCUUAGUGUCAAAAAUGGGUUGAAUCGGGUCAAUACGUCAUUUAGCCCCCAUAUACCUAAUAUAAAGAUUGUCGAACUUCCGGGUGGCUUUAUACCGCAUAAAUCGGCCAAUAUGUGAGUUAUCUCAAUGAUAAUUAGAGAGCUUGUUUAAGUCGUAACAGUACAUCUUUGUUUCUAAAAUUGAUAAAAUUGGUAGAAAACUUGACCUUACCCCCAUUUAACUAAUAUUAGGAUUUUCGAACAUCCGGCUGACUUUACUCCAUACGAUAUGUGAGGUACCUGAAUGAAGCCCAGGGAGCAUUUUAUUACUCUGUACAAUGUUGGUAGUAUGUGGUAUUGGGAAAAAUUGGCAAUGACAAGUUUUGUUUUGUGUACUUUAGCUCAAUUUUACUAUUGUGAAUGUUUCAAAUGACAAAUAAAAAUAAAAAUUUCUUUUGUUUCUUGUAUUUUUAAAACUUAAGAUAUAAUAAUUUAUAGAAAACCAAAAUAAGGUGUUACAGCAAUGUUUUUUAACGCGGAAAAAUAAUUUCUGAACUAAGAAACUUAGUAUACAUGUUCGUUGUCGAAAAAGUAAGGACGUGUUCGCAGAUGGGUCUAAUCGGACCACUGCCAUUCGGCCAUUUUUAAUAUGCCUUGUAUCUGUAAUUUUUUUCAUUGUAUUCAGUAAUGUUUACAAUUUCAUCAUGGAAAUUGACACAAGAACAACGUUUACAAAUUAUUAAAUUUUAUUAUCAAAGUAAUCGGUUUCCAAUUGAAACUUUUCGUGCGCUUUUGGCAUU